AUGACUAAAGGGAAGGAAAAAGCUGAAGGUGAUGGCUCCACUCGUGAGAGGACCAUCACAUGGGAUGAUGAUCAAACCAAAUUUAUGCUUGGUUGGUUCAUUGACUUUAUGAAAGAGCAAUAUGCUGGUUUCAAGAUAAAAAAACAGCACCAUUUCAAGUGUUCAGAGGCAUUGAAUAGACAGUUCAAUAUGGGGGUAACUGCUACACAAGUUGAGAGACAUUUCAGGCAUUACAAGGAAAAUUGGAAGUUUGUUGCAACUGCCUUAGCCAAGAGUGGUAACACUUUUGACACAACAAGAUCUAUGGUAAUCAUAUCUGAAUCAGAGAAGGCUAAGCUAAAGGAUAGGGCAAGAAGGCUCCUUGCUAAGCCUAUCAAAUUCUUCAAAGAAAUGCAAGAACUAUUCCUGAACAGCAGUGCUGAUGGUUCUCUUGCUAUGGAUGCCACUAAUUGCAUGAAUGACACUCAGGCUAACGACACGCAGGGUGAUAAAGAUAAUGAUUAUGAUGAUGAUAUAUUCAAUGACCUGUCAAACUAUGCUCAUCCUGUAGAUGACCUAGGUGAUGAUUCCGACACUUUACCUUCUCCUAUAAGUGGUCAACCUAGCUUUGCAUCUCAAGUUGCUGAGAAUAGCUCAUCUAGCUCUGGAAUGAAGCGUCUAAGAGCGGAAGAUAAAUAUGCUAAGAGAGAUGUGAGACCAAAGAGCCGUAUGUCAAAAAUAGGAGAUACAAUUGCAACUACUUUAGUGACCCUUCAAAACGAGAUCAAGAAGCCAGUGCCAGCUCCACCUUCUAUGCCUAAUUCUGAUGGUAUAUUGUGGCAAAGACUUGAAAAUAUGACACUAACUACCGAACAAAAGUUGAUGGUAGGAACCUUUCUAGCACAUAAAGAUCAAAAGGGUAUGCGUGGUUUUCUAUCUGGUUCAGCUGAGGUGACAUUUCAAUCAUGGGUAUUCAAAUUUCUUAGUGAUGCGGGGCUGUGAAUUCGCCUAGGUGGUUGGCCGCUUUUGUUUAUGUUCUCAGACUCAUCCAAGAACUUAAUUGAAGAUGGAUGGUGUCAAUGAAGGCUCAUUCUUUUGCACUUCUUCUGGGCUGAUAUAUGAUGGCUAUGAAGAUAGAUGGUGUUGCUCACAGCAAUUUGUUUAGCACUUAGAUGAUGCUUCACACUUUUGUUAAUGCAUACUUUACUAUAAUGUAACUAGUAUAAAACAAUUAUGGUUGUUAUUGAUAUGAUGUGGAGACAUUAUCAAUUUGA
Molecule: messenger RNA, 1253 nt
Organism: Panicum hallii
Lineage: Eukaryota; Viridiplantae; Streptophyta; Magnoliopsida; Poales; Poaceae
Exons: 3
Coding region: 1-981 (326 amino acids)
Source: RefSeq, a predicted model, not a curated record